Dermacentor albipictus is the source of this 6471-nucleotide messenger RNA. It is a transcript of the gene Bcat, whose product is annotated as Branched chain amino acid transaminase. Gene Ontology annotation, cellular component: mitochondrion. Gene Ontology annotation, molecular function: branched-chain-amino-acid:2-oxoglutarate transaminase activity. The record is from RefSeq and is a predicted model, not a curated record. Lineage: Eukaryota; Metazoa; Arthropoda; Arachnida; Ixodida; Ixodidae. Gene Ontology annotation, biological process: L-leucine biosynthetic process; L-valine biosynthetic process.
UCGUGGCAUACCGCUGUCCCAGGUAUCUCUCGAUUCGGAGCCUUUGCAACGCUGCUAUCAACAGAUAUAUCACGUUUUCAGAGAGCUGCUUUUCACACAAAGCGGUUUAACGUUCACAAAACGCGGAAGGCGACUCUAGCGCCGCCUGCAACUUUAGCGCAGAAACUAUCGCGUGGUCUUUUCUUUUUUUUCUUUUUCUCUUGCUCUCCUGUGUCUCCGGCGGCCUCUCCGGUUCUCCCGGCCUCGGCAAUCUCGCCUUGCGGUGGCGUGUGUGUAAGCUCUGCGCUCCCGCCGCGUCAACGUGCUAGUACCGCUGGAAGAUGCUUGCCCGGUCUCUUCGAAUCAUCAGAACCAACGUGCGGUACUCUUGGAGCGCUGCCGAUCAGCCUAAGAAAGAUGCCGAGAAAGCAAGGUCUACAUUUAUGUUCAAUGAGCUUGAAGUGGAGCUCGUGCCAGCUGCCAACAGGAAACCAAAGCCCGACCCCUCGAAGCUGCUAUUCGGCAAAGACAUGAGUGACCACAUGUUUACGGUGAGGUGGACCAGUGCUGAAGGCUGGGGCAAGCCGAAAAUAUCACCUCUGCGCAAUCUGGAACUUCAUCCUGCAGCCAAGGUUCUUCAUUAUGCUCAAGAGCUGUUCGAAGGCUUGAAAGCGUACCGUGGCCAGGACGACAAGAUUCGACUGUUCAGGCCAGAUAUGAACGUGCGACGACUUCUAAACUCCGCUGCGAGACUCGACUUUCCCAAAUUCGAUGCAGACGAGUUCUUGAAAUGUCUUUCAAGGCUUGUGUCCAUUGAAAAAGAGUGGGUUCCCAACUACCCCAUGAGUUCCCUCUACAUCAGGCCAACACUGAUAGGCAUUGAGCCCACACUGGGGGUGGCACGAUCCAAUGAAGCUCUUUUCUUCGUCAUCUUGAGCCCCGUUGGUCCCUACUUCCGUACGGGCAUCAAGCCGGUGUCCCUGCUCGCCGACCCCAAGUAUGUCAGAGCAUGGCCUGGAGGCACUGGUGACAAGAAGCUUGGCUGCAACUAUGCACCAACACUUAUGGUGCAGAACGAAGCUGAGAAACUGGGUCUUCAGCAAGUCCUCUGGCUUUUCGGAGAGGAUGAGCAGGUCACUGAAGUGGGUGCCAUGAACGUCAUGGUGCUUCUCAAGAACAAGGAUGGAGGCACUGAGCUGGUGACGCCGCCGCUGUCUGGAAUCAUUUUGCCUGGUGUCACACGCCAGAGUGUUCUUGACCUCACAAGAGAAUGGAAUGAAUUCAAGGUCUCUGAGCGUAAAAUUACCAUGGCAGAAAUAAGGGAGGCCAUUAACGAAAACAGGUUGCUGGAGAUGUUUGGCUGUGGGACAGCCUGCGUCAUCUGCCCGAUAGAGCGGCUGUACCAUAGAGGCGAGAACCUGCACAUUCCCACCAUGGAGCAGAGCAGCCCACUGGCCAGCCGAGUGCUGAAGGCCAUCACAGACAUUCAGUACGGAGUCGUGCCACACAGCUGGGGCAUAGAAAUCGAGUGACCUAGGGCAUCAAAUUGAACAGUGCAAGCCGUGGUUACAUACUUUCUCGGAUAAAGUUUCCCACUGGAACGUUUCCCACUGGAACUAUUGGAUGCGUUAGCUAUAAGGGAGCAGACUGGAGACAGUGGAUGGCUUCUGAAGAGACACCCUUCUCAUGUUUCUGUUUUUUUAUAGAUAUUGUCGCGAAGCACUUUGGGCAGCAAGCGUUCGCGACUAGGACGUUGGAGCAGCGAGAGGUAGUGUAGCUGACCGAGCACCGAAACAAGGUUGUUCUUUUUCGUCGUCGUUGUCUCUCUCCUAGCCACAGCCCCACUGCUCCCUAUUUUACAGUACAAUAUAUAUAUGUGUGUGUGUAAUUUUAUUUCUUGUUCUUAUAUUUCCUGUGUUUAUGGUCACUGUUGUACCACAUCUGCGCUCCUCAUGUCUGUUUUGUGGACUCAGCUGACAACAAAAAAGACAUUUCUUGAAAUUACUUAUAGUGUGAAAACAAAACCAAGUGAGAGGUUGUGUCUUGCACAGGCAAAUUGUGAGUAUCAUUGAAUGUGUUGUUCAGUGCUUAUUGGAACACUGUAAUGGUGUUACGAAUGGCUUGUGCCAAAAGAAAAAAGAAUAUUUUCAGUUUUUCCGUUUUCACAGGCGUCGGCGCCUUAUGUGACAGAUGCGUAAUGAUCCCGAGUUUCAUCUCGUGAAAUUUAUGUGUGCAAUGUAUUGUGCUUUCCAAUUCUUGGAGAAUCGCUUUUAAUAGCUCUUCUCUCCUCUUGUACGGCAAAUCGUAUGCAUAACGUGAGGCUGUAAUGGCAAGCGAAUAAUCUCGUUUUAGUGCUUUUUAGUAAAUUCCGAAGUUGCACAUUUUUUACGCAUGCAUGCUGUCAUGCUUUCACAUGCUGCUGGUUUGUGGCAGUCAACUAAGUGCCACGAUUCGUAUUUUGUAUUUUUGUUUUGUUUGUUUUAAGAUGAAGUCAUGAUUAAUUGCAAGUACUUUAUUAAACCCACUGAUUUGUUCUCAAUGUUGGACCAUCAAAUGGUUUUCAUGGUUAAAUUUUGGUUGGAAGCAACCAACUAUGUAGAAUUAAAGCAAUAAUCUAUAAAUUGUGCUGUUGCUGCUAGUUUAGGGUUGAAUUUGCGUAUAUUAUGUACAUUUUAUAAGGUGCAUUUUUUGGCAACUUGUGUUAUAUUCGUGACAGUAUACUGUACAUUAGAUGAUCUUUCCUUGUGCUUGUGUUGAUUUCUACAGAAACGCAGCCCCUGUUUUAAUCACCAUGCUUGUAAUGUGCUUCCAUGAGUGAGCAGGACCAAGCAUCUUCCAGCAUUUCUCAACUCUUGCACAUAGCACAUGUUAAUGUCACUGGUAGCAAUGCCUGUGAUAAUGCUCCUGCUCCUGAAUAUAAGGUGUGGUCUAGUCAGGAAAACAAUGGUUGUAACGACUUCAAUACUUUUGUGCAGAUGCAUGCACUUCCCUUCUUCUCUUCAUGUCCUCUCCAGAGAUUAUCUACAUCUGCAUGCUUUGUAAGUGCACUAUAUAAAGCAUGAAUAUUUUAGGUAUGAGGAAACUUAAGCUUUUUUUGUUUUUUUCUAAGAGGUGAUAAAUGCACAUCAACAACUGCUUUAGCUACAAGUAGAAGUGCAUUUCUCUUAAGGCCAAUCUCCAUGGAGCGAAUAAGCAACAAAUUUUCUAUGUCUGUCACCCGACGUCCAAAAACUGGCUACCCAGCGAACGCCGGCAUUGGAAUCGGUCGCGCACGCUGGAGAGCUUGGACCAAUGAGAUCAUAGCAGAGCUGUUCGCUUCCGUUGGUCGCCCAGGUCGAGCUCAUCUGGUCACAAUGACUCCUCGUGGGCUGGGAUGGUGGCACGAUUGGCAGCGUUCACCCACUCUUGCUUCCUUGUAGUGUGGGGUUAUGAAUACACUGCAGCACUUCAUGCUGAAAUUUUUGCCAUGCAAAAUUCGUCACGAAAGUUCGCGUGUCCAGUUUUCUGGCAUUUUCGUAAGGUAACAAGCCCAACAAGCCACUCUUAUGGCCUUUAAAUGUUCAUCGCUUUUCUUUUUUCUUUCUUUCUUUCUUUCUUUCUUUCUUUCUUUUUUUGCACUUUCCAUUCUGGAGAAAUUGUGGAGGAUCAGAGUGCAGACAGGUAUAAUAGGAUGUGUGUGUGGGUUUUUUUUUUUUUUUAAGCAGGAAGGUAUCUUAUACUAAUCUCUUUGAGCAAAAUGCAGAAUGAGGUGGAAUUAAUUGCCACACCGAGUGGUAAUGGAAAACAAACAUCUAUGCUUCCGGCAGUUAAGGUGGCUCGGUGUCGUGUCACAUUUAUUUGUUCAUACUCGCAUAAUUUGUUUCAACCAUUAAAAUUAUUAGUGAGAGCUAAUCGUGCUUUCAUAGAACCUCUUGCCAUAAAAGAUGGGCAACCUUCAGGACGACACCAUCGUGAAGAAAGCAAUGUGGCUCGAUUCCCCUCCACCAUCUCCAUUGCUGCUGCUACGGCGUGCGCCACCUCCAAACAAGGGAGCCUCAUUCUGUCUUGUCGGUACACCAUAAUUGAGUGUCUUCUUGUGUCUAGCUGCCUGUGCAGUCAACUUGUUGCGAGCGAUCAGUAAUCGGCAAGAACUGCACUUCCUGGAUUUAGUAGCAAUGUGCUUGGUGUUGAAAACUGCACAUCAUGGAGUAAGACAUGCAAGAUUGUUAGCUCCGCCGUCUUGCAGCUCAUUUGGUAAAUUACCGAGACUAUCGGGCAGUCACUUGCGACUGUGCUGAUGCGUCUUCAUGACCGGUUGCUUUCGAAGCAGACAGUCGUGGAAGGCCGAACUAUACAGUCGUCCCACCACAAGGCACUCAAGGCACUAGCUUAAGUUAUUGUGUUCAAGUGGCCUGUUAUAUGGACUCUCGUUCUCACAGAAGUCCCCAAGCUCCUCUAUUUAAUUUUCUUGUCUUUGCUUUUUCUCUGCUCAUCUUUCAGUCUUUCAUUUCCCCUUACCCUUCCCCCGGUGCAGAAUAGCAAAUCAGUCUUCUUGGGUAACCUUCCUGCCUUUCCCACCCUGUUUAUCUCUCUAUCUCUUUACUGAGACUGUCACAGAAUGUGCCUAGCUUACCACAUUUCUUCAUUGAUCUGACCCUAUUCAUUGGACUUUUGUGGUGCACUGUCUUCCUUACCCUCUAUACUAGCCAUUAACAUUACAUUUGCACCUCGCCAUGUGGUCGUGUGAUAAGUGCAUUGACAGCAGCGGCAAGGAUAAAAGGUGCCUAAAACAUUGUGCCAGCAGGGUAGCGCUUUUGUCAUCAUGCUAGGUGGAGUACAUUCGCAGGCAUGCUCUCACCAGGAACCUGAUUUUGCCAGGUCUACAGCAUCGGCCCGUUGUCAAGGAAGUUGAGACUCUUGUGCAUUUUACUCCCAAGUUGUAUGCAUGGCAUUGAAUUCUUCGUUCCCACAUUUGCUUCCCAUGUUGCUUUAUCUUUCAUAGCUUGUUCCGCAUUCCCAGAUGUAGAAGGCAGCAAGAAAGUUUUGUGUUUCGGCAUUUGAAAAUUUAUGCAUUUUAUGCCAAUUUGCAUUUCUGUAAAAACAGGAAAUUGUCAUGAAGGUAGUAAUUUCUUCUGCAAACUGGAUGUUUUAACAGAGGCAGUUGCGUCGUAACAUUGAUAUGGAGAAUUCUGGUGCAUUUCCAACUGGGCAGCUUGUACGUUUUGAAUGCCCUCCCUUUGUAAGUUAUCUUAGGUGACUGAGCGAAAGCUGCCAUGUCUGGUGACAUUCAUCUCAGAAUUUAUUUUUAAUAGCCAGCCGAUGAAAACGCAUAUGGCAAUUGAGAAAUCCGUACCUGAAUCUGUAAGCUUUAUUGAAUAACUAGCUGUAUACCAUUUCUUGUGUACAAGCCACCCAGCCUUGUUGCUGCUUUCUGGCCAAAUAAAUGCUCAGCUUAAAAGAACAUGAUGCUCUGUGCUGUAAUCCGAUUCUCAAUUAGUUAAUAGAAAGUCCAGUGGUCAGUUUUUAAUUAAUUGUGUGUGCUUUAGAAGAAAAUGCUUGUUUAUUUGAUUGAUUUGGUGAAAAUCACUGGUUGAAUGUGCGAAAUGCAAAAUUUGGUAAAAACUCAACAGACCAUCUAGCCAUGGAUUCUCGCCUGCAGACCAAUGGAUCCAGAGAGAACCCCCCCCCCCCCCCCCCCCCCCCACCCCUCUUGCCUCAGAGACAUGCUAAUGCGUUGACUAUAUUGCACAUGCAAUUUUUAUUUGUGACCUCCUUUUCGUGUAUCCAUAUUUUUCACCAAGAAACCUGGUGUUCACCACUACUCAAACAGAAACAAAAGAUAAUUUCUCUGCCAGCAUGAUUCAAACCACUGUCCUUACGGCUUGCCCUUCUGCACAGAAAAUUUCCUGAAAUUUUCACUGUGAAGUAAAAAAUGCAAGAGAACUGUUUUCUGGAAACAUUAAAAACAUCUGAAAAGUACUGUAGAACAUUAUUAGAUAGCUUAACAAAACCUAAAAACUAUGGUCCUUGCUUUAAGAAACGGCGCGAAUAACUAGGCACGGGACACAGCGACUGUGUUGUGUGCCUAUUUUCUGUGUCCCGUUAUUCAAGCUGUUUGCUAAAGAAUGUGUUCGUACCAACAAACCCGACUAGCCACUACUCUGAAUGGUCCUUGGAAAGAGACGUUUCCAUUGAUUAUGGCAAGACUUUCAAUAUUUUGAUCUUCUAACCAUGAAACCUAUGUUUGGAAGAGAGGCUUGAAGGCUGCGUUGAGGCUUGCUGUACCAAGUUUCUUGAAGCAGGUUGUGCAAAUGCAGUGAAUGUUACUGUGUCGUCGGUUUCAAAUGUGGGUUUACUAUGGGGAUGACCAAAUUGAAUGUCUGGGCGAGCUUGUUUGUGUUGAAUGACAGUGUUCUGCUUGCAGUUGCGCAUUGCAAGAUGUUGAAAGUGUCCGUAUGAGGUCAAAGUCUGUAGUAAAUAAAUAACUUCUGCACAAUCAUAUUUAAAUAUUCA